UGUGGUGCAGUCACUUCCUAUCAAUUUGCUCCAGAGCAGAUAGACUCUGCUGUAUCAUGUCGUCUUAGGCUCCACAGACAAUAUCCACCACAGUAAACAUGUUAUUUCAGCAUAAAUCUAAUCGUUGUGCGCCUCUGAAGCGGGUUCUUUGGUUAGUGUCGUGUCUGGGAUGCUUGUUGGUCCAGACCGGCGCAGAGGACAGCAGUCCGUGGUACCAGGACCUCUGCAGUUAUAAAUGGGAGGCCAUCGACAAGGAUAAUAAAGUGAGCUACACACUAAAGCUCUGUGAGUCUUCGCCGUCGACCAGCUGUGGGCCAGGCGUUGCCGUCUGUGCCAGGAACCUCACCACCAACACAGAGCAGUCUGUCGGCGACCUGUCCCUUCGGAGGCUUUCUGACAGGGUGCUGGAUUUCAACAACACACAAAAAUGUCCCGGAAGCAACAACAACAUUCAGACCAGCAUCAGCUUCCAGUGUGGGAAAACCAUGGGGACCCCAGAGUUUGUCGCUGUGUCGCAGUGUGUGCAUUACUUUGAGUGGAGGACCUACGCCGCCUGCAAGAGUGAUAAAUUCAAACCACACAAAGAGGUGCCCUGUUAUGCGUUUGACUCGGACGGUAAGAAGCACGACCUCAGCCCUCUGAUCAAAUUAGGCGAUGGCUACCUGGUGGACGACGGUGACGACAACAUCGACUUCUAUAUCAACAUCUGUCGAAGUCUCAACCAACCAGACAAAUCCUGUCCUGAAGACUCUGCAGCCUGUCUGGUCACCAGUCAAGGCUCCUUCAACAUGGGCUCUCCCACCAAACAGCUGGAGCUGGUGUCCAGUGACAGACUGAGGUUACAGUAUGAAGUCAGUGUUGGUUCGUCUCCUCCGGCCUUAUGCAAUGGGCACACUCCUGCUGUCGCCAUCACUUUCAUCUGUCCGUCAAGUAGACAUUCGAGCAGCACUCCUAAGAUGACGGCCGAGCUGAACUGUCGUUACGAGGUGGAAUGGGUGACCGAAUACGCAUGUCACAGAGACUAUCUGGAGAGCCAUACUUGCAAACUGACCAGCGACCAGCAUGACCUGUCCAUAGACCUAACACCUCUCACGCUGAGCUCUACAGAUCAUCCGUACUAUGCACAUUCCAAUCCCAGUGGUGGGAGUGAAAGCUACAUCUACUACCUGAACGUGUGCGGAGCGGUCCCCACUGACGAAUGUGGCGACGACAAGUUCAUAUCGUCCUGCCAGGUGAAGGAGUCUGGAGACGUGAAGAAGGUGGCUGGAAAAUAUCAGAACCAGACACUACGUUAUUCAGAUGGAGAUCUGACUCUGAUCUACCCGGAAGGCACCACAUGCUCCUCCGGCUUCCAGAGAAUGACAAUAAUCAAUUUUGAGUGCAACAAGAACGCAUCCAACGGUGGACGGGGGAAUCCAGUUUUUUCUGGGGAGACAGACUGCACUUAUUACUUUGACUGGGAGACGGCUUUCGCUUGUGUCAAAGAGAAGGAGGAUCUGCUGUGUCGAGUCCGAGACGGCCACAAACACUAUGACCUUUCACCCCUCACAAGAUACAAUGGGUCAGAUGUCAGCAGGAACUGGGAGGCGGUGGAUGCUCAGUCCCCGAAGUCGAACUCGCGUUUCUACCUGAAUGUCUGUCACAAAGUCAUCCAGUCAGGAGCCGCUGCUGGCUGCCCGGUGAAUGCGUCCAUCUGUGCCGUGGGUAAGGACCAAAAGGCCAUCAGUCUGGGCAGUUUCCUCUCGUCUCCUCAGAAGAGUAAAAUAGGAAAUGACAUCAGACUGGUUUAUACCGAUGGAAGUUUUUGCAUCAACAAAAAGACGAGGAUCCAAACUAUCCUGACCCUCAAGUGCAAACCAGGAGAUCUGGAGAGCGCUCCCAUCCUCCGUAGCAUUUCGUCUGACGGCUGCGUCUACGAACUGGAGUGGUACACUGCUGCCGCCUGCGUCCUCUCGAAGACGCAGGGAGACGACUGCAAGGUGGAGGAUGUUCAGGCUGACCUCUCUUUCAACUUGUCGCCUCUCUCCAAAGCCAAUGGUGGCUUCUACAACCUGACCAGCGGCAACUAUGUCUACUACAUUAAUGUGUGUGGUCCUGUCCAAACUGCCAGCUGUCCUGAAAAGGCCGGAGCAUGUCAGGUCGAACAGAAGUCCUGGAGUCUUGGGGAAGCGAACUCCCGUCUGUCGUACUACGAUGGCCUGAUCCAGCUGACCUACAGUAACGGCUCCCAGUACAACGACGAGCAACACACUCGCAGAUCCACGCUCAUCUCCUUCCUCUGUGACCCUGAUGCUGGAGCUGGACAACCCGAUUUCCAGGUGGAAGACAAGUACACGUAUAACUUCCGCUGGUAUACAUCCUACGCAUGUCCUGAAAGGCCUCACGAGUGUUUGGUGACAGAUACCAAGACUCUUGACCAGUACGACUUAUCCAGCUUGUCACGCUCCACAUCCAGUGGCAACUGGGAGGUCAUGGAUUUGUCGGACCCCAUGAACCGGAGGAAGUAUUACAUCAACAUAUGUCGGCCUCUCAACGCUGUACCGGGCUGUGACCGCAGCGCCUCCGUCUGCCAAGUGAAGUACAUAUACGAGCAGGGCUCCUCGAAGGAGGACGUGUCAGUCAGCAACAUGGGGGUUUCCAAGCGGGGGCCGAUCAUCGAGGGCCGGGACAGGCUGCUGCUGGAGUUCACAGACGGCUCUGUCUGCAUGUCGGACGGCCAGAAGCUCGCAUACACAACACGCAUCCACCUGGUCUGCUCCAGAGGAUCACAGUCAACAGGCCUUCGGUUCUUGAUGCUCCAGAACUGUACGGCCACGUUCAGGUGGGAGACCAGGGCGGCCUGUGCCAUCACCACCACCAAGAACAAUAGCUGUGCUGUGGUGGACCCCAACACUGGCUUUGAGUUCAACCUUCAGCUUCUGGCCUCUGAGACUGGAUACAAGACUAAGGCAAACGGAAAAGACUUCCUGGUGAAUAUCUGCACGGACGUGACAGAGUGUGGACAGGGCAUGGCUGGCUGUGAGCUGGAGGACGGGCAUCCCGUCAGCCCGGUGGGGGUGGAGAAGACCCUCCAGUACUCCACCGAUGGCCUGCUCAAACUAACAUACAAGGGACCCCUGGAUGAUCCCACAGCGACGCGAGACACCUUCACCAUUAAUUUCGUGUGUGAUCCAAACUCUCACCCUGGUUCAUUAAAACUGCUGCGUGAGGACCUGAGUUCUUUACCUGACCACGUAGUCCACGAUGUCUUCUUUGAGUUCUCCACUGCCCUGGCCUGCAUUCCUGCUCCGGUUGACUGCCAGAUCAUUGAUUCCCAUGGUAACGAGUAUGACCUGAGACACCUGAUCCGUGAUGGAGACGACAGCCCCUGGAUAGCCAUAGAAACGGAUUCGGUCAAGUCACGCAGUUUUUACAUCAACGUCUGCAAACCUCUCCCGACUCUGAAAGAAUGUCCAGUGGGUCCUUUGGGUGCUUGUGCCGUGAUUGAUGGAAAGAGUUCCAACCUGGGAUACGUCCAGUCCAGGCCGCAGGCAGCAGAGGACGGCUCUAUUAGCAUCGUCUACCAGAACGGAGACCCGUGUGGUUCCACAUCCCGCUACUCAACACGCAUCAUCCUCCAGUGUGAUGACAAACCAGGCUCCCCCAUGUUUGACCGUCAAGAUGGCUGUGAGUAUGUCUUCAUCUGGAGGACAUCUGAGGCCUGCCCCAUCAGGAAGUCUCAAGGUGAUAACUGUCGGGUUCAUGACCCCAAGAGUGGCUACGAGUUCAACCUGAACUCUCUGAAGGGUAAAGAUUACCAAGCCAACAACAAUAAGUACAUCUACCACCUGUCGAUCUGUGAGGGGCUCCAGGGAGACGUCUGUACCCGCAAAGACACCGGCGGAGAAGCUGUCUCCUCCUGCCAGGUGUAUGGAACAAAUCAGAAGAUUGGAGGAAUGGCAAACCAGGUUCUGAGUUAUGUAGGAGACCAGCUCAUCCUGAACUACACUAAUGGAGAGACCUGCCAUAAGAUCUAUCAGAGGUCCACAGAGAUCUACUUCUCCUGUCACCCCGACCGUCAUCCUGGAGUGCCCGAGUUUAUCAAGGAGACUCCGGACUGUACCUACCUGUUCAGCUGGCCCACCGCUCUGGCCUGCAUCCCAGUCAAAACCACCAGCUGCUCUUACAAUGAUGAUCGGGGUCACUGGUACGACCUCUCCCCUCUGGCUAUGGACUCUCGGAACUGGGAGGUGGAGCCCUCAACAGACGACACGCAGAAAACAUUUUACAUCAACGUCUGCAGGUCGCUGGUGCAACAGGGAGGUUCAUGGAAGUGUCCCUCCAGUGCAGCGUCCUGUCUGAAGGUCGGAGAUGAGUAUAUGAGUCUGGGGCAGGUGGAGUCCGGUCCCACGUGGGACAGAACUGUCCUGAAGCUGCGGUACACCAGCGGCCAAGCCUGUCCUGACGGAAGCCGCAACAGGAGCACCAUCAUCCGCUUCAAGUGUGACAAAGACAAAGUGGACUCCAGGCCUACUCUGAUCUCUUCCAUUGAGGACUGUGUGUACACUUUCCUCUGGUUAACAGCCGCUGCCUGCCCUCUGAACAGCAUCCAGCACGACGACUGCAAGGUCACCAAUCCUGCCACAGGUUAUUUGUUUGAUCUCAACAGCCUGACAAAGGAAGGGGGUUACACUGUGUACGAUCAUCAGGACCACAGGAAGAUGUUCCGCAUGAACGUCUGUGGAAACGUGACCAACACCGGAUGCAGCCCUGACAGCGCUGUGUGCAUUAAGGAUGCCCGCACUGCGGUGAGCGGCGGUCUGGUGAGCAGGAAACUCUCCUACAAGGAUCACAUUCUGGAGCUGACGUAUGAAGGAGGAAGUCCCUGUCCAGCGAACUCCGAGCUCAGACACAGCACCGUCAUCCACUUCAUCUGCAGGCCGCCCAGCAUGGGCUCAGCCCCUCCAGAACCAGUUCUCAUUGACUCAGACGCUGAGACCUGCACACACUUCUUCUCUUUCCACACACCCCUGGUCUGCGAACAGCCAGUGAAGUGUUCAGUCCAGAACGGCUCUGCUCUUAUAGAUCUGACUCCUCUGAUUCAUGUCAGUGGAUACUACACAGCAACAGAUGACGCAGUGGACCAAAGUGAUGACUCACCAGACUUUUACAUCAACGUCUGUCAGCCUCUAAACCCCAUCCCCGGGGUCACCUGUCCGCCUGGAGCUGCCGUCUGUAUGGAUCCUGACAAUGGGCCUCCUGUGGAUAUUGGGAGGACCACCAGCGGCCCUGAGAUCAAUCCUGCAACAGGGGAAGUUUCCAUCACUUACUUAAGCUCCACCAAGUGCCUGGCUGACCCUGCACACAAUUACAGUUCGAUCAUCAUCUUCACCUGCCAGAGAGGCGUGGAGCUGGGCUCUCCACAAAUGCUGAGGCUGCAGGGAUGUGUCUAUUUGUUUGAGUGGGCGACUCCCUUAGUCUGUUCAGACGUCACAUACACCAGUGGCUGCAAGCUCAACGACUCGCAGCUCCAGUUCACCUUUGACCUGUCGACCCUCUCUGGAGAAGUGCAGGUCCCAGGGAUAUCCAGCACGUACCGCAUCAACGUCUGCAGCUCAGUGGCAGAGCCGGCCUGUAAGCAGAGCGCAGUUUGCCAGGUGUCUGGUUCUGGUUCAGACAAGUCAGCCUCUUCGUUUGGCAUCAGCAAGGCCAUGACGAUGGACUUCAAGCACGAUGAACAGGCCGUACUGAUGCAGUAUGGUGGAGGAGAUCCCUGCCCACCAGUGACUAGUGAGGACGAGAUGUGCGUUUUCCCCUUCACGCUCAUGAAGAAGUCGUACACAGAGUGCACCACUGACGGCAGGACGGAUGGCAGGAAGUGGUGUGCCACCACAGACAACUAUGAUGCAGACAGGAAGUGGGGAUUCUGCAGUGCAGCCUCUGGUAAACGCCAGUCGUCCAUAUUGUUCAUCUGUGACCAGUCUAAAGGCCACGGUUCUCCUCAGCUGCUCUCAGAGACGGUAGGUUGUUCAGCCACGUUUCAGUGGCGAACCAGCGCCGUUUGUCCCCCGAGGAAGAUGGAGUGUAAGCUGGUGAGCCAGCAUCAGACCUUCGACCUCCGAAGCCUGUCCUCCCUCACGGAGCCGUGGAAGUUCAGCCACCGGGGAGAUUCGUACUUCAUCAACCUGUGUCAGGGUAUCCACGGUGGAUUACCAGGUUGUCCAGAAGGAGCAACUGUGUGUCGACACUCAGCAGGAAAGACCCAGAUCCUGGGCCGAGUUUAUACACAGAAAAUGAACUACACUGACGGAAAGAUCUCCGUCACUUACUCAUCGGGAGACGAUGUCUGUGGUAACGGCGUGAAUGCCAAGACCGUGAUCCAGCUGAGCUGUGGCUCCACUGUUGGACACCCAGCACUCAUCAGCAUUGAUGAGGCAUCAUGUGAGUUUGUGAUUGGCUGGGAGACUCGGGCGGCGUGUGUGGUGAAGCAGCGUGUGGUUGAGAUGGUGAACGGGACCAUUCGGGUUCCUGAGACGGGAGCCAGCCUCAGUCUGGGAGCACUCUACUUCAGCCACCACCAGGCGUCUGGAGACAUCCGUCCCAACGGCGACCGCUACAUCUACCACAUCCAGUUGUCCGGCAUCACCAACAACUCCCUGACCAACUGCGUUGGCGCCAACAUCUGCCAGGUCAAACUCAAUGCGCCCUACAGACGCAGGAUUGGCUCCUCCAGCAAGGCCAAGUACUACAUUAAAGGAGGAAACCUGGAUGUGAUUGUUUCCUCUGAGUCAACGUGUGGGCGUGAGAAGACCAAAACGGUGUCGUCCACCAUCAUGUUCCACUGUAACCCCUCGGCAGGCAUCGGCAUCCCAGAGUUUAAGCUGGAGACGGAUGAGUGCCAGUACCUGUUUGUGUGGCACACCAACGCUGUGUGUGGUCUCAUAACUGUUGAAGCGAAGUCAUACGAUGACGACGACGCUCCAGCUCUUUCCAGGCGGAGCAAGGCGGUUGGCGUGAUCCUGACCGUCCUGUUGGUGGGUCUGACCGUCUGCCUGUUGGGGCUGUUGUUCCACAAGAGAGAGAGAAGGGAGCUGGUGAUCCAGAAGGUUGCCAGCUGCUGCAGGAGAGGAAACCAAGUCUCCUAUAAAUAUUCCAAAGUCAACAUGGACGAAGAAGGGGGUGAAGAGGAGAUGGAGUGGCUGAUGGAGGAGCUCGAAGCCCCUCCCACAUCCUUUUCCUCGUCCUCCCAGCGGGGCAGGAGUAACCAUGGCAACGGCCACAUCACAACCAAGCCAGUGAACACGGAUGGUCUGCGUUCGUUCGCGCUGGACGACCAGGACGACGACAGCGAGGACGAGGUGCUGAGCGUCCCGGGGGUGCGAGUGGUCAAAUCCAGGCACUCUGCGGCCCAUCGCAGUGCCUUCCUUCAGGAGGAGAGUGACGAGGACCUGGUCGGGCUGCUGGAAGAGUCAGACAGGAAGAGGAAGAGCAGCAAACCUCGCUCCUCAGGCCUUAACCACGGUAACAACACGGCAGCCAACAGGAAACGGGACGAGGACGACAGUGACGAGGACCUCCUCAGGGUGUGAUGUCACUCUCCUUCCUGCUCUCCUCACCCUCCAAUCUGAACUCUUCUCUCUCAGUGAAUGUCUCCAUAAUAGCAACAACAACAAUGAAAUACCAACAACAUAUUGAAACCAGAAACCGUUCCUCUCUUUUGGGAUAUUUUUUAUUUUUAUUUUUUCUGUCGGACUGCACCUUUACUUGACCUACUCAGACUCUGUCCAGUCACUGUCUACAGACUGUCAACGUUAGCACACAGUUUCUUAUUUAUUGAUAAGCGAUUAUUUAAAACAUCAAAUUGUCUGUCAGAAUUGUUAAAUGAAGUCAUUUGUUUGGUGUGGUUACUGCAGUUUUGCCACCUUUAUCGAAUCCUGACAGAUCAGCCGAGGCUCUCAGAAUCCGCCCCAGAGGCACAAAAAGCAUCUUUCCUAACGUGUUGGCUCUGCAGUGAGGCAUGUCACUGGAAAAAUAUGAACGUUUUCUUGUCGUCUAGUUUUGAUUUAAAGCUGUGCCAUUGCUUUAGCACUUUACUGUAGCAUUGAUCGACUGGAGAUAACACUGUCUACAUGUCUCAUUGCAGAAUGGGAGACAACAAAAAGGAAGACUUUGGCUGCCUUUGGAGUCUUUCUCAGGGCUUUUUUUUUUUGUUAGCUGUGGUUACAGUUAGCUCAACAGUUUAGCAGAAACACGACAGUUGUGAAAGAAAAGUAACCAGUGAAGGUGUUGGCUUGUGUUGUUUCCAAAAGGGAAUGAAGGCACUCAUUUGUCUUCUCUGGCUGUUUACAGUUGCUAUAAGAGCAGAUCUUCUCUCUUUCUAUCCCUUUGAAAAGAGAGCGCGAUGCCUUCCCGAGGAUGAAUUUAUGUUGCGUUUUCAUCGAUGAAUCGUGUCCAGCGACAGAUUGAUUUUUGUCUUGUUUUGAUCAGAGACACUGUACAUAGAUAAUAAUGUUCUAUAAUAUGGACGUUUUGUUUGUUCGUUUGUUGUCUUCACUGGUGAUUUGCUCACACAUUUGUUUUUAUGAUUAUCUUCUGUGACAAAAUAGAGGUGGCCUUAAGUGUGAGUGAACCGUAGUCCAGAAUGGAGGUUGAAAGUGAGGUGUAAGUUUAGAUUGUGUUGGUUUGGACGUCCCCCUCCAGCCAAAGCCAUAUUUCUACAGCCACCGCUGGCACUAAUGUAACGGAAGUUGGGAAUUUUAUUUUCCGCUUGCACACUCCCUUACAUUAAAAGCCCAGUUUUGGUAGUCAGAUCCGUGAUUGUGGAUGUUGCUGCGUCAAAAGUGAAAUUUUAACUCGGUAAAGCCAAGUUUUUUGCAUUGCCGAAAUCAGCCCUUUUUAGCCAAAUGCAUGUAAGACAAAAGCAAGACGUGAAGCAUAAAUGUAUCAGGAAUGCAGGCAGUUGACUUACAUUUAACAUAUUUUCUGCUUAAAAGUGAAAUCAGUAUUUUCAAAAGGGAUGUCAAAGGAUGAUCAGAGAAAGCCCACACAGUAUAAACGCAGAGUAUUUCAAGUCUCGUCCCGCUCGUCGGCUUGUUUCUUCACUCCCAGCCAAACAAGUUGUUUUGACUUUGGUGUCUUUUUGGUUUACUGAAUUAGAACUUCAGUGAAUUUACAGACUCACAAACAGCUGAAUGUUCACACCAGUGUAGUUUAGGGUGGUAAGGUGUCCUUCUCCCAGUUCAGAGCAGAGUUAAAGUCUACUCCAUGUACCUUUAACUGAACAUGAUGGACUCGUCAGGGCUCUGCUGUGCCAUAAUUUCUCUGGCAGGCAAGCCAGUUAAAGGUGUUUGCUAAUGCUGGAACAGUUAUUGUCCUUAUAGCUGAAUCUCUCUGGUAUUUUAUUUCAAUUAGUCAUAUAUACUAUAAAAUGUCUGGAAAAAGGUGAAAAAUGCCCAUCAUAAGUUUCCAAGGCGAUGUCCAAACAUCAGCCCAAAACCCAAAGAUGUAGAGAAAAGUAAGUGAUCCUCCAGUUGCAGAAGCUGCCAACACAGAAUGUUUGACACGUGAUAAAUAAAGUAAACUGUCAAACCAGUUUAAAUCACUACAUGGGGGGAGCACGUUUUGAAUCAUUAACAGAUUUUCUGUUGAUUUGCAAUCGGUACACGAGUAUUUAUUCCACAAUGUACACUGAUUAUAUUGUCUAUGAUAGGAAGACAAAUGAGGGUAAAUUCACUUUUGGGUUUUCUCAGUAUUCAGUUCGCAGAAACUUAAGUCAUUAACAAAACACAUGAUGUCGUCAAUAAAGUCUCCCAUCAAUCAAUAGAUAAGGUUCACCAUUCAGGGUAUUUCUAAAGCUUUGUACACAAAAUUUGGUAAAUGCGUUUUUGUAAGAUGCCACUUGUCCGAAAAGAUGAAAAAAAAAAAACCCAAAAAGGAUUAAAAAAUAAUAAUCUUGAGCUGGUAUUAUCAUCGAAAACAUCAGUAUUUUAUAUGGAUGAGUUGGAGAUGUAUCCUAAUAAUUAACAAACAGAAACAGAUCACCUUGCUCCCGUCCCUUUGCUGUGGGUACUCAGUAACUCCUGUGUUCUGAUCACAAACUGAAAUGUGACUUUUCAGAAGCAGUUUUUGACUGAAAUUGUCAGACUCCAGAAGGUUUGAUUGAAGGUUUGUUCACAUCUUGCACUAAAAUAUCACUUACCAUAUAAACUGUCAAAGUAAAUAGUUUGAGAGCAAUUCAGUUAGUGGGUCCCAAUGAAAUGUCAAGAAUCCAUGUUUAGUAUUAAAGCAGCAGAAGUUAUGAAAUCGACCAUGUUUUUAUAAGAUUUAAUUUUAAACCCUCUCAUUCGUUCAGUACGUGGAUCUCAGCAGUUGUCCCGAACGCUUUUGAUUUUAAAUUCCUGACCCUGUUUGAGGGCGGUUUGAACCGGGACAAAAGCAGCUACCCGUUUCUGACUCUUUGUAAUCGCCUCAUCUCUCCUGAGGAGACGUCAUAGCGCUCCUCAUUUCGGAGAGGCAGAUGGUUGAGCGUGUGAAGUCCUUUUCCCAUCGUCACAUGAAGUCCCUGAUUCUGCUGUAUUUAGCACCAAAGUUUGUGUGGCUCAUCUGCAUGGUACUGUACUGACCCUUCUCUUUCCCGUCAAGAUGUUAAUGGACAUUCUUGUGCUUUUUUUUUUUUAUUUUUUGUCUGCACUCGAGCAGAGAACUGGGUUUGGUUGCAUGAAAGCAAUUCAUGAGACUGAGAUAACAAGGUACAUUCAGGAGCAGACAAAGAAGUUCGGAGAAUACGGUGACUGAAAAAGGCACAAGAAAUUUCCGUGAUGAAUGGGUACUAUGGGGGAUCAUUGUUUUGUUUUAGUUGGUGUAAGUUAUGUUGUCUGAUAUGUUUUUCAGCUCUUUGCCUGUUUUCCUAUUUAAAAAAAAAAAUUGAUGUAAAAAUUGCAUUAUUUGAAUAAAUAAGAUGCGCUCUU
Scatophagus argus is the source of this 10946-nucleotide messenger RNA. RefSeq names its product insulin-like growth factor 2 receptor (gene igf2r). Lineage: Eukaryota; Metazoa; Chordata; Actinopteri; Scatophagidae. The transcript has 51 exons. The coding region runs from base 99 to 7568 and encodes 2489 amino acids. Gene Ontology annotation, biological process: lysosomal transport. The record is from RefSeq and is a predicted model, not a curated record. Gene Ontology annotation, molecular function: D-mannose binding; insulin-like growth factor binding; signaling receptor activity. Gene Ontology annotation, cellular component: plasma membrane; trans-Golgi network; late endosome.